Molecule: messenger RNA, 2489 nt
Organism: Schistocerca piceifrons (Central American locust)
Lineage: Eukaryota; Metazoa; Arthropoda; Insecta; Orthoptera; Acrididae
Gene: Nle
Product: notchless protein homolog 1
Exons: 11
Coding region: 297-1721 (474 amino acids)
Biological process (GO): ribosomal large subunit assembly; Notch signaling pathway
Cellular component (GO): nucleolus
Molecular function (GO): protein binding
Source: RefSeq, a predicted model, not a curated record
GUAGUCCCCCGAUUUGCGUGGUACUUCCAUGUUGCAAUGAGGUUUGAACCUCGCUGGGUAGUAGAGAAGUCCAGUAGUAGCUUUACAGUUAUGUACUUUGGUAAUGUGUUGUCAACAGAAGCACGUGUGUCGCUUUGUUUUGCCAUGUGGAGAUGGGUGCGGGAUGACACUCGUGACGCAACUUGUGUCGGCAGGAUAAUUUCACAAGUUUGAGAAAUAAGUUAGCUUGUGACAGUAUCAUUGCAGACCGAUUUGUAAUAUUGUUAAGUGUAAUUUGUAAACUUUUUUAAAUACAAAUGGAGCCAAAAAGUGAGACACGUAUGAUUUUAACCAGAUUUAAGUCUGAAACCGGAGAGGUUCUGGGAAAUCUGUUGGACCUUCCAAUAGAUAUAACAGUAGAUAAAUUGCAACUGAUCUGCAACGCUCUUCUGAAGCAAGAUGAACAUACUCCAUACAUUUUCUUUGUUAAUGAAAAGGAAGUUAAAACAUCAUUACAGGAUACAUUGAGUGAUGAUGAUCAGAUUACAGAGAAUGUGGUAGACAUAGUCUAUCAACAGCAAGCAAUUUUCAGAGUUCGGGCUGUUACACGAUGCACAAGUUCAUUACCAGGACAUGCAGAAGCAGUGAUAUCAGCCAGCUUCAGUCCAGAUGGAAAGCACUUAGCAAGUGGUUCAGGAGACACAACAGUUCGUUUUUGGGAUAUUCAUACUCAGACACCUCAUUAUACAUGUAAAGGACACAAAAACUGGGUUCUUUGCAUUGCGUGGUCUCCAGAUGGUCUACGUCUGGCCUCAGCAUGUAAAAAUGGGCACAUCUGUUUGUGGGAUCCACAGACAGGAAAGCAGGUUGGCCGAAAUUUAAUUGGACAUAAGCAGUGGGUCACAGCACUUAGUUGGGAACCAUACCACAGAAACAGUGAGUGUCGUCACUUAGCAAGCAGUUCAAAAGAUGGUGACAUCAGAAUAUGGGAUGUUGUGUUGGGGCUUGUGGUCCUCACGCUUUCUAGUCAUCAAAAAUCUGUUACAGCAUUAAGAUGGGGAGGAACAGGGCUAAUUUUCAGUGCUUCACAGGAUCGUACAAUAAAAGUCUGGAGAGCUACAGAUGGUGUUCUGUGUCGUACUCUUGAAGGUCACGCUCAUUGGGUCAAUACAUUAGCUCUGAGCACAGAUUAUGUGUUGCGCACAGGACCUUUUGAUCCAGUGAACAAUACGUCUGUGACUUAUAACAAAACUGAAAUGCAACAACAGGCGCUGCAGAAGUAUGAAUCUGUUAUCUCAAAUGGAGGAGAACGUUUGGUAUCUGGUUCAGAUGACUUCACUCUUUUCUUGUGGCAGCCAGAAAGUAACAAGAAGCCAGUUGCUCGGAUGACAGGACAUCAGCAACUUAUUAAUGAUGUGAAGUUUUCACCAGAUGCAAGGAUAAUUGCUUCUGCUUCUUUUGACAAAUCAAUAAAGUUGUGGGAUGGGCUCACCGGAAAAUAUCUGACAUCUCUGAGAGGACAUGUGCAGGCAGUUUAUCAGGUGGCGUGGGCAGCAGAUUCGAGGCUGUUGGUCAGUGGAAGUGCUGACUCUACUCUGAAAGUCUGGAACUUAAAGUCGGGCAAACUCCAGAUUGAUUUACCAGGGCACGCGGAUGAGGUGUUUGCUGUUGAUUGGUCUCCAGAUGGUUUAAGAGUAGUCAGUGGAGGCAAGGAUAAAAUUCUGAAACUGUGGCAGCAUUGACUGUUUAAAUGGGCCAGCAUCCUGGGAAUGUUUAACAUUGUUCACCAUCAUAGCUAUUAUAAAAAAGGAAAAGAGCUAAUGUUCUCUUCAGACUAUUAGCAAAAGUUACCAAAUAUGGAUGCAUCCUGAGAGAUUGUUAGUGCAGAUUAUCUUAAAAUUGUGAACUUGUUUUAAUGCCAAUUUCGAACCUUAAUACCCAUCAGAUGCAAAUCCAGGGCUCAUCUUACAGUAAUUAACUAGAACACACAACAACCAACUCAUUAUUAUGUGUUUGACACAAAGGAUUGGUGCAGUUUAGUGUCAUUUAUUGCAAUAGUCUGUAGUGUAAGUGGAUUUUGAGAGCUUCAGGUUUUUGCUCUCUUAGCUUUGGUAGGGAAAAACCGGACAAAUAGAGGAGCCACUAAGUCAAAAAAAAAUUGUGGCCAUGUCACUAAACUGUUCAGAAAUUCCAAGUUCCAAGGGAAAAAUCUACCAUUACCCUGCUGUGAAGUUACAGUAGAGUUAACGAGGGCAGAACCAUGCCACUGCAAGAUAUAACUUCUAAACCAAAUGUUACACUAAAGAUAAGAAUGAUACUUUCAAACAUGAGGAAAAAAUGGGCAGAAGCAGUACAAAAAUUGCUUAGAUUUGAAAUUCCAACUACUGUGAAUCUUCUCCAAGUUACUGUGUGGUUUGUACAGGGUACCAUAAUCAGUCACAUGUUGACUGGGUGAGAAAUUGUGAAAAUGUGUGCUGAAGGGAAAAUUAUAAAUUUUGAUAUUUUUUAAA